AUGUGGGGAACUCGAACCCGGAGUAGGACAAGGAAUGACACUCGAUCUGCAUCUGCAGAUCAUGUGGAGGGGGAGAAGCUGACUUGGAAGAGAUGUCGUGAUCUGAUAUGGAGACACCUUCAUUUCGUCGGACCAGGCUUGGUGUCGAGCGUAGCAUAUAUAGAUCCAGGUAAUUGGGCGACGGAUUUGGAAGCUGGUGCGACGUAUGGGUAUAAAUUGUUGUUCAUCGUGUUGUUAGCUGGACUGGCAGCUGUAGUACUCCAACUCCUCUCUGUCCGACUAGGAGCUAUCACCUCAACUUCCCUUCCACAACAGACUCGUCUACUAUUCAUUCGCCUUCAAGCGAAAUACCCCAAAUAUCGAAUCCCCCUAAAAAUCUGUCUGUACACUCUGUACGCUCUCGCUGAAAUUGCAAUUAUCGGGACGGACUUGGCGGAGUUGCUGGGUAGUGCGAUUGCUUUGCAUUUAUUAUUCCCUAAAUUACCUCUGUUCGCUGGAGUGCUCAUAACAGCAGUAGACGUGAUGAUUGUCUUGGUCUUCUUCCGAUCGAAUUCAGGUAGACAGGGGAUGUUAUUCUUUGAAAUCGUCAUUGUUUCCUUGGUCCUAGCGGUAUUCGUCAGUUUCAUGAUUUUGCUGAAAUUGACAAAUCCAGUUUGGAAAGAUGUUUUCUUGGGUUUAGUCCCUUCAAAGACUUUGGUCAAACCCGGUGCUCUGUAUAUCGGUGUCGGUAUCAUCGGAGCUACUGUCAUGCCUCACGCACUAUUCCUUGGCUCCUCCCUUGCCUCGGUCGAUCGUUUGAAUAUGUUACCUAUCGAACCGUCCCCUACGAAAAAACCAUUAUCUGUUCAAAUGCCCUCUUUGAACCCAUUCAGAAGGAGACCUCUUCCCACGAAAAAUGAUUCCGAUCUACCCACUAUUCAGUCUCAGGUGGAAGUAAACUCAACGCCUCCAGUAGGAUCAUCUUCGAGACAGAUUCAGGAUACACCUACGCCCUCGAUCGUUGGCGGAGAAGGUAAAGACCUACCUACACCUAUCGAAUAUGAUAUUAAAGAUCAAGAUGAGAUCGAUUAUAUCAAGAGAAUGAAGGAAUAUGAAGUUCGUGUGAGGAAAUUUGAUAGGAUCAAGUGGGUCGAUGUGCACUUAUUACAUUCUACGAUCGACACGGCACUCUCACUCCUUGGUUUCGCCCUGACCAUCAACUCGUCCAUCCUGACACUUGCAGGCGCAGCGUUCUAUUACGGUGACAACGAUGCUAGUGCGGAUGAUGCGGACUUGUUCGGGGCGUUUGCUUUAAUCAAAAGCUACAUAGGACAUGCUGCUGCUAUAAUUUUCGCUUUGGCGUUACUUUGUGCUGGUCAAAGCGCUUCGAUCACUGCUACUUUGGCUGGUCAAGUAGUUUCAGAGGGAUUCAUCAAUUGGAAGACAUCGCCUCUGAUCCGCAGAUUGUGUACUCGACUUAUCGGUGUGAUCCCCGCCGCCAUCGUAGCAUCAGCCGUUGGACCCUCAGGACUGAAUACGAUGUUGGUCGCUUCUCAAGUUUUACUUUCCAUCGUCCUACCUACCGUCAUCUUCCCCUUGGUUUACCUGUGUUCAAGAGAAGAAAUCAUGACUGUACAAGGGCCAGAGUCAGAUGAUGAUACCGAUGUCAAUCAAGGUAUAAGAUUGGAGAAUCUAAAUAAUGAUCAAAUCACGAAUACAAGUAAUGAACAAGAAGGUGGUGAUGGUAAUGAACAUGGACAUUCCACUACAAGGACACAGAUACAGAUACAGGAUAACAUAGAAGAAGCAACAUCAGCCAGACGAUCUAAAUCCUAUGUAUCGCCUAAAUGGGUUACGAUACUUGGAUAUGGUCUAUUUGGAGUGGUGGUUUUGGCGAACGCUUAUGUGAUUGUUCAGUUAUGUUUAGGUAAUGGAUAA
Kwoniella botswanensis is the source of this 1917-nucleotide messenger RNA. RefSeq lists its product as uncharacterized. Gene Ontology annotation, cellular component: membrane. Lineage: Eukaryota; Fungi; Basidiomycota; Tremellomycetes; Tremellales; Cryptococcaceae. Gene Ontology annotation, biological process: intracellular manganese ion homeostasis; iron ion transport. Bases 1 to 1917 code for a protein of 638 amino acids. Gene Ontology annotation, molecular function: manganese ion transmembrane transporter activity; cadmium ion transmembrane transporter activity. The transcript has 11 exons. The record is from RefSeq and is a predicted model, not a curated record.